Messenger RNA from Sciurus carolinensis (gray squirrel), 3101 nucleotides. It is a transcript of the gene Hfe, whose product is annotated as homeostatic iron regulator. Gene Ontology annotation, molecular function: transferrin receptor binding. The transcript is spliced from 6 exons. Bases 131 to 1348 code for a protein of 405 amino acids. NCBI's taxonomy places the organism in Eukaryota, Metazoa, Chordata, Mammalia, Rodentia, Sciuridae. Gene Ontology annotation, biological process: antigen processing and presentation of endogenous peptide antigen via MHC class Ib; regulation of iron ion transport; positive regulation of T cell mediated cytotoxicity. The record is from RefSeq and is a predicted model, not a curated record. Gene Ontology annotation, cellular component: external side of plasma membrane.
CUGCGGCCGGGAAGGAGUCUCUCCAGGAAGCUGGUCAGGCAGCGCGGGCCGGGGCGAUGGCUCGGGUGACUCCUGGGGUCAUCCGCUUCCCUGCCGCGCAGAGGCGGAGUCCGACCAGCGGCGAGGGGACAUGGGCCCGCGAGCGCGGCGCGCGCUGCCGCUGCUGCUGCUGCCGCUGCUGCUGGUGCGCAUCGGGGUCCCGCAGGGGCCAGCGCCGCGGUCCCACUCUCUGCACUACCUCUUCAUGGGCGCUUCAGAGAUGGACCUCGGGCUGCCUUUGUUUGAGGCUUUGGGCUAUGUGGACGACCAGUUGUUUGUGUUCUACAAUCAUGAGAGUCGCCGUGCUGAAGCCAGAGCCCCUUGGGUCCAGGGCAGGACCUCGAGUCAGCUGUGGCUGCAGCUGAGUCAGGGCCUGAAAGGCUGGGACCACAUGUUCACGGUGGACUUCUGGACCAUCAUGGACAACCACAACCACAGCAAGGAGUCCCACACCCUGCAGGUGAUCCUGGGCUGUGAGGUGCAAGCGGACAACAGCACCAGGGGGUUCUGGAAAUAUGGGUACGAUGGGCAGGACCACCUGGAAUUCUGUCUGGACACACUGGACUGGAGAGCAGCAGAGCCCAGGGCCUGGGCCACCAAGCUGGAGUGGGAAGUGCACCAGAUUCGGGCUAAGCAGAACAAGGCCUACCUUGAGAGGGACUGUCCCCAGCAGCUGCGGCAGCUCUUGGAACUGGGGAGAGGCAUUCUGGACCAGCAAGAGCUAAACCCUGGAAACCAUUUCAGAGCAAAGGGUGUCCCUGCUGCACUGUUCUGCCUGAGGGGUGUGUCCCUCCAUCCACCCUUGGAGGGAAUUGAAAGCUCCAGUCUUGCUGGCAGGAUGGAAGUCCCCUCUCCUCAUCCUUCCUCUUUCUGUCAAGUGCCUCCAUGGUUGAAGGUGACUCGUCGCGUGGCCUCUGCAGUGACCAUUCUGCAGUGUCAGGCUCUGAACUUCUACCCCCAGAACAUCACCAUGCGGUGGCUGAAGGACAGUCAGCCACUGGAUGCUAAGGAGGCUGAGCCUAAGGAUGUGCUGCCCAACGGGGAUGGCACCUACCAGGGCUGGGUGGCCGUGGCCGUGCCCCCUGGGGCAGAGCAGAGGUACACCUGCCAGGUGGAGCACCCGGGCCUGGGUCAGCCCCUCACAGCCACCUGGGCGCCCUCCGCACCCAGCGCCCUGGUGGUUGGGGUCGCCAGUGGAAUCACGGCUUGUGUCCUUAUCUUCUUUAUUGGAACUUUGCUCCGAAUCUUAAUGAAGAAGUAUGCUUCACGAGGGGCCGCGAGGGACUACGUCUUAGCGGACUGUGAGUGAGGCUCAGCCUGCAGACCUCUUGCAGGGAGGAGACACCCUGGACACAAAGCCGGGGCACCCUCGCGGACUUCUCAGGGCUUCAGGAAGAGUUGGACCUGCCGAACAGAAAGUGCCUGAAGAGCUCUCUGCUCCUCGCUUUCCCUGUUCACUUUCCCAGGAGUUUUCUCCACGUCUCUGAGUUUCUGCAAGACUGCAACCCUGGGCUGUGACCUGUCCCCGAGAGCUGAGUCCCAUAAAUCUCAGGCUGCACGUGGAGGCUCCCUUCAUCUCCUCUGGCCUCUGACCCCACAGACCUGUCAUCUCACCUCCUAUAUGUGGAACAGGGCUCCUUACAGUUUGGGGACUCAUGGUUCAUUUUAACGCCUGAGAAAAGCCUGGCCCUUUCCCCGGGAACGUGUGCAUUUGUAGUCUUGUCAGAAUUUUGCACUCAGCUCUUUGCAUCCAGGACCCACGCAGCUUUCCUCUGAAUCCUCUUUAUUAUCCAGGAUCUGUCACCACACCCUGGUUUCGUAUCAUCAAAGGGUGAUCUAGGACACUGUGCAGCUGUGAAGGCUGUGCACUGCACCACCAAGGAGGCGCCUCUCCUGGAAAAGGAUGGCGGUCUGUGUGCAGGGUGAUACUUUUCAGCAGGCGGGAGGGACAUACGUGGGAGGCGAUUGAGGACAGCUACCUUUUUCUAAUUUGCACAAAGAUGUCCUAUAGGUUUUCAAAGAUAAAGGACAGCUGCAUUUGUGAUGCUUGUCUAAUAUGCUGAAUCUAAAGUGCCUUCUCUCCUGGUCUUGGUAAAGAGAAUCGUGAAAAGGUUGAUCAUAGUAAUGAUCAUGAGGCUGACACUUAUUUUUCAAAAGUGCUGGGUGUCCCUCUACCCACAUGCAUUAUUGCAUGCAAUUCUCAUAAUAACUCUAUGGCAUAGGUAGUGCUAUUCCCCCCAUCCUGCCUUUUAGACGAAGAAAGUGAAGUAUAGAGCAUCUUGCAGUUUGCCAGGGAUGGAGAUGCCUUUCAGACUCAGUCUGUCUGGCUGUUUGAUCCAUCACCCUCCACUACAUUCAGGUGGUUGAGAUGAGCAGAGAACACAGAGAAGAAGAGGCUUCUCUCUUGUUUCAUUGCAUUUCUUCUCAGUGAGCUUGACCCAAAUGGAGGGAAACGCCAUCUAACCAUCUCCUGACCCUCAGCUGUCAGGUCUCCUUUCCAAAUCCCAAAGGGCCCAAAAGGUGGUCACUCACUCCUCUGGUGUUCCCUCUGCCUUCUCUUUAGUCCCCACAGGAGGAAUGUGAUUGGUGGGGUCAGCUGGUGACUGUGCUGGGCUUUGUAGUGUCUGCCCUCAGCCAUUGCCUCAGAUUCAGAAUUCCAAUGUCAUUUCCCUCGACAAACUGCAACAGUAUUUCCUACUGCAAGCUGGUAGAAUGGAAGCUACUGGGCGACUUGCAGGAUACCCAGGCAUCCACCAGGGACUGCUGGGAUUCUGGUUCUCAUCCCCAGUUAUGCACAUCCUAAAAGCUAACCUCACCAGGCCACUUAGGAAUUUCUGGGAAAGUGAUUCAUCUGACCAUGUUCGAGAGUUAUGUACCUACAUGUCCAUAUAUCUUCAUCCGGAUGCCAUGGGCUUACUUUUGGCACUGUAUACAUUUGGCUGCAAUGUAUACAUAUGGCUACUUGUGGUAUGGCACUGUGGGAAGACAAGUGCCUCAGAAAACCAAAAAACUCAAAAGUUUGUUGAUAGACAUUGAAUUGGAGUAGAAAUCUCAACUUUUUU